Molecule: messenger RNA, 270 nt
Organism: Quercus robur (English oak)
Lineage: Eukaryota; Viridiplantae; Streptophyta; Magnoliopsida; Fagales; Fagaceae
Exons: 2
Source: RefSeq, a predicted model, not a curated record
AUGGUCAUUCAUAAGUUAGCUCUACCACCUCAACCACCACCAAAAGAGUCAUUUGCUCGACUUUACAAGUUUCUCUGGCCUAUGCUUGUGGCUGUCAAUCUUGCUUUGCGGGAACCAAUACCAGAGGAUUAGUAGCACGAACUUUUCAAGUGGAUGUUGGAAGAGAAAAGGAAGAUCAAACCAAAAGAUCCUGAAGAAAAAAAGCGCAUUGAUGAAGAGAAAGUCAUUCUCAAACAGUUUAUUCAAGCAAAACCUAUCCAUAAUAUCUAA